Messenger RNA from Branchiostoma belcheri (Belcher's lancelet), 2259 nucleotides. RefSeq names its product sodium/potassium/calcium exchanger 6, mitochondrial-like. Gene Ontology annotation, biological process: calcium export from the mitochondrion; intracellular calcium ion homeostasis. Gene Ontology annotation, molecular function: calcium:sodium antiporter activity. The transcript is spliced from 17 exons. Lineage: Eukaryota; Metazoa; Chordata; Leptocardii; Amphioxiformes; Branchiostomatidae. Gene Ontology annotation, cellular component: membrane. Bases 132 to 2108 code for a protein of 658 amino acids. The record is from RefSeq and is a predicted model, not a curated record.
UGUCAAGUUCUGCUUGUAGGUGUGUAGUUGGCGUGACUAGUUUUCCCGGCAUUUUAGACAGUUUUCGUGUUGCUUAAGUUUUUAGAGUGUCAUGACAAGACUUCACGGCUGGGUAAAGCUUCAUUGUCAACAUGGGAGCACAGCUUCUGAACACAACUUUGCGACAGACACUGGCCGGUGUGGCCGCUCUGAUUCCCACAACAGAACCGGACUCAGGAGACGUUGAGUGCCGUGACUACCACAAGUUUAACUCCAGUUUCCAGUGUGAGUUUAUCACGAACACAUCAGACUGUGACAUAGAUGAAGGCUUCAUCAACUACCUACACUUCCCCUACUGCUCCUUACCUAACCUGGUUCCACUGGCCCUGGUUAUACUGUUCCUGUGGCUGGUGGUGCUGUUUGUACUCCUGGGUGUAUCAGCUGAUGACUAUUUUUGUCCAGCCCUGAAGGUGAUCACGGAGACUCUGAAACUGAGCCAGAACAUCGCUGGCGUGACAAUUCUAGCCUUUGGGAAUGGAGCUCCUGACAUCUUCAGUGCGGUGAGCGCCAUCAACAACUCCAGGGGUGGGGAAGCUGGGCUGGCUAUUGGAGCCUUGUUUGGUGCUGGUGUGUUUGUGACCACAGUUGUUGUCGGGGCGGUGGCAAUCCUGACGCCGUUUGAGAUGAUGCAGCGUCCGUUCCUGCGAGAUGUCGUGUUCUACCUCGCGGCAGGAUUCUGGACGUGGAGCGUCCUGUGGUUCAAGAACAUUAAUGUACCCCAGGCAAUAGGUUUCAUUGGUCUCUAUGUCGUAUAUGUAUUGGUUGUCCUCAUUGGUCGAAAGAUAAGGCAAACACAACUCAAGGCAUCUCAGAGCCAAUCAGCAAUGGCAACAGACUUUAGCAACAACUACACCAAGAGUACCAGUAUAAACGGGACCAGGGCAGACCUGCCGGAUGACCCUGAGGAUUACCUGACCUUCAGACAACCUUCAGGAAAACAUGUUCACCCUAAAAGGGCAGUCAAAGAUGAUUCAGAAAAUGUUGAUAACAUUGGCAGCAUCCAAUCACAGAAUUUCAGAGCGGGUGUUAUUGCAGGAACAUUACAGGUGACAGAAGGUGUGACAGUAGGUCCACUGCUGGGAGGACAGGCAGGAGUCAACCCGUCCUUACAGCCUCAGACUAGUGUGGAUCUCAGCAGGGCCUCCUUCAGUGCUUCAGGAGAAAGAAUGCCACUGCUGGGGAGUAUCAGGGAAGAGGACCCUGGAAGUGUAGGUCUGGCUGGUCUGCGGGGGGUACUGUGGGAGGGGCUGAACCCCAUCGACACGGCAGGGUGGAAAGACAAGGGGGCGUUCGGCAAGGCUUACGAGGUCUUUAAGGCCCCCAUUCAGCUGGUUCUGAACCUGACAGUGUCUGUUGUGGAUUUUGAAGAAGACAAUCACAACUGGAACCGCCCGCUCAACUGUCUGCACUGCAUCACUGGACCUCUGUUUGUUGUGUUUGCCAUCAAUAAUGGUUUUGUCAAGAUCGGAGGCGUGAUGCCAGUGUGGGGAGUUGUAAUGAUUUGUGGGUGGCUGCUGGCUAUCGUCGUCUUCUGCACUUCCAACAACGACAGUUACCCCAUCUACCACUGGGCUUUUGGCUAUCUGGCAUUUGUAGUGUCAGUGGUCUGGAUCUACGCCACAGCUAAUGAGAUCGUGAACCUGCUCCAGGCGUUCGGUCUGGUCUUCAACAUCAGUGACGCCAUCCUGGGACUGACCCUGCUGGCGUGGGGGAACAGUAUUGGAGACUUGGUGGCAGACACUGCGAUGGCCAGGCAGGGUUUCCCCAGGAUGGGAGUGUCAGCCUGCUUCGGUGGACCGCUCUUCAACAUGCUUAUGGGCAUAGGCAUCUCCUGUACCUUAGCAACCAUCAAGAGUCCUGGAGGGAACUUUCCGCUGAAGCGAACGAAGCUCCAGUCAGUCCUGGCGGGAGGUCUGGGGUUCAGUCUCCUCUCCUCUCUCAUCCUCAUCCCGCUGUUCAAGUUCAAGGUCGGGAGAGGGUAUGGAAUCUACCUGAUUGUCGUGUAUGUCGCCUUCCUGGGCCUGGCUCUGGCUACAGAGUUUGGGGCCUUCGGACCGCUAUUAUUCUGAUGUCCUGUCCUUGGUAUGACUCCACUUACAUGUAGACUGGUGUCCCUGUCCUUGGUGCUGAAUGAUACACCACAUAGACUGGUGUCCGGUCCUUGGUAUAUAUAAAACACUGCUUACAUGUAGGCUGCUGUCCCUGUCCUUGUCACUAAAC